Molecule: messenger RNA, 1194 nt
Organism: Pipistrellus nathusii (Nathusius's pipistrelle)
Lineage: Eukaryota; Metazoa; Chordata; Mammalia; Chiroptera; Vespertilionidae
Source: the annotation of a GenBank genome assembly
AUGCGCUGCCCCAAGUGCCUUCUCUGCCUGUCAGCACUGCUUACGCUCCUGGGCCUCAAAGUGUACAUCGAGUGGACAUCAGAGUCUCGGCUGAGCAAGGUCUAUCUGGGACCCCAGGGCACCCUGCCAGGCCCCACACCUGCCAGUACUGAGCCCACCCUGCCAGCUAAUCUCUCGGCCCGUCUGGGCCAAACUGGCCCACUGCCGUUGGCUUACUGGAACCAGCAGCAGUGGCGGCUGGGGGCCCUGCCCAGUGGGAACGGCACGGAGCAGGGAGACUGCCGGGCUUGGGGGGCUGCCGCGGCUGCUGAAAUCCCCGAUUUCACCUCCUACCCUGAGGACCUCCGCCGCUUCUUGCUGUCAGCAGCCUGCCGGAGCUUCCCUCAGUGGCUGCCUGGAGGGGGCCGUGGCCAAGUGCCCAGCUGUGGGGAAACCAAUAUCCCCUACCUGCUGCUGGCUGUCAAGUCGGAACCAGGGAGAUUUGCUGAACGACAGGCCGUGAGGGAGACCUGGGGUGGUCCCGCUCCUGGAACCCGCCUGCUCUUCCUGCUGGGGUCCCCAGUAGGUGAGGGGGGUCCUGACCUAGGCCCUCUGGUGGCCUGGGAGAGCCACCGCUACAGUGACCUGCUUCUCUGGGACUUCCUCGACGUUCCUUUCAAUGAGACACUCAAGGACCUGCUGCUGCUGUCCUGGCUUGGCCACCACUGUGCUGGUGUGAGCUUCGUCCUGCAAGCUCAGGAUGAUGCUUUUGUGCACACUUCUGCCCUGCUGGACUACCUGCAGGCGCUGCCUCCCAGCUGGGCCCGAGGCCUCUACCUGGGGGAGGUCUUUACGCAAGCCAAGCCCCUCCGGAAGCCUGGGGGACCUUUCUACGUGCCCCUGUCCUUCUUUGAAGGUGACUACCCGGCCUAUGCCAGCGGGGGUGGCUACAUCAUCGCUGGGCGCCUGGCACCCUGGCUGUUGCAGGCAGCAGCCCGUGUGGCACCAUUCCCCUUCAACGAUGUCUACAUUGGCCUGUGCUUCCGUGCUCUUGGCCUAGCGCCCAGGGCCCACAUAGGCUUCGUCACAGCCUGGCCGGCAGACUUUAGGCCUGACCCCUGCGCUCUCAGUGAACUGCUGCUGAUGCGACCCAUCAGACCCCAGGACAGCAUCUGGCUCUGGAAACACCUGCAGGACCCUCAGCUCCAAUGCUGA